Messenger RNA from Plectropomus leopardus (leopard coralgrouper), 257 nucleotides. The record is from RefSeq and is a predicted model, not a curated record. Lineage: Eukaryota; Metazoa; Chordata; Actinopteri; Perciformes; Serranidae.
GUACCACGACAUGCCUGAUGUAAUCGACUUCCUGGUUCUGCGGCAGCAGUUUGACAACGCCAGAAAGAGGCAGUGGAGUAUCGGUGACAGGUUUCGGUCAGUGAUUGAUGACGCCUGGUGGUUUGGGACCAUCGAGAGCCAGGAGCCGUACCAGCCUCAGUAUCCCGACAGCCUGUUUCAGUGCUACAACGUCUGCUGGGAUAAUGGAGACACAGAGAAGAUGAGUCCUUGGGACAUGGAGCCCAUCCCUGACGAUG